Messenger RNA from Pseudophryne corroboree (corroboree frog), 1425 nucleotides. It is a transcript of the gene RRP7A, whose product is annotated as ribosomal RNA processing 7 homolog A. Gene Ontology annotation, molecular function: RNA binding. Gene Ontology annotation, biological process: ribosomal small subunit assembly; rRNA processing. Lineage: Eukaryota; Metazoa; Chordata; Amphibia; Anura; Myobatrachidae. Bases 371 to 1240 code for a protein of 289 amino acids. The record is from RefSeq and is a predicted model, not a curated record. The transcript is spliced from 7 exons. Gene Ontology annotation, cellular component: UTP-C complex; CURI complex.
AGAAACUUGGAUCUAGCCUCAACCGUUGGAAAACGACCACUGGACUAAACAAUGGUGACGGGUGGUCCUCUGAGCACACAUCUACAGCCUGCUGGGCUAAAACAUAAAUAUUCCCUGAACAUUGAGAACAAAACCCGGUUCCCAUCUCCCAGCUACGUAACGUUUCUCCCUUUAUAUAAUAAUUCCCACUCCGCCAGAAUCCACACCGCUUCCAGCAGUUGAACCGGUAUCCGCGGUUGAAUGAUUGGCUGACAAUUAACAGUCCCAAACCCCGCCUUCUAAAAUUCAUCACAAACGACGUCAAUUCCGCGCGCUGCGAGACUUACAUAGCUCACAGAAUCCCCUUGUUCUAUGACGUCACACACCUAAUAUGGCGCCGUCCAGGGAAGAGUCCACGCUCGCAUCCCCUGCAGGUUACACGGGUAAUAUGAUGACGGCAGCUUCUGGUUUUGGCUCUGAUUACACCAUCCCAGUAAAGUUCUCAGAAGAGCGGAAGUCCCAUCACUGCUUGUAUGCGAAGGAGCACAAAGUUAGAGGGGAUCUGGAUAAAAUACAUCCACAGAAUCGUACACUAUUUGUAAUAAACAUUCCAACAUACCUAACAGAGAAAGGGUUAUCUAGAAUUUUUGGUCGCUAUGGCCACGUGCAAUCUGUGGAAUUGUUUGACAAACCAGGUCCAUCCGUAAAAGAUCAAAAAGUGUGGUCGAAAUACUUUCAUCUGAAAGCACCAAAGGGAUUUAAAGUGGCCUACAUAGUGUUUAAAAAUGCAUCUAGAAUUCAAGCGAUCCAGUCUAUGAAAGUCCAUACGCCGUUGGUUAUUUCAGAAAAAGAUAAUUUAGUUAAAACUGGCUUACAUAAGUGGAUAGAAGAUUAUAAGGAGUCUCUCAUUGAUGUUGUGGAUCUCCAAGCUGAAAUUGACCAGUAUAUGCAGGAAUUUGAUAAGCGAGUGGCACAGAAAGAGGAAAAAGAAAAGGAAGAAGAAGGGAUGCCAGAUGAGGAUGGCUGGGUUACAGUGACAAGGAAAGGACGUCGUCCAGGUUUAGCACGGACAGAAAUGGUGAAUCUUCGGCUGGCGGAAAAAGAGAAAAAGAAGAGAGCCCAGAAAGAACUAUUGAAUUUCUAUGCUUGGCAACACCGUAACAGCAAGAAAGAACAUCUCGCUGAGCUACGCAAGAAGUUUGAAGAGGAUAAGCAGAAAAUUGCACUGAUGCGAGCUCAGAGGAAGUUCCGCCCUUACUGAAGUUAGACUUUGUAAACAAACAUUACUGGACACUGAAUUCAGCCUGGCACGAAUACUAUGCUGAUUAUAACAUUGAUCUAUUGGCCCUAAUUGUGCCACAUUGCCUUUAUGUUGGGGAAGUUGUAAUUUUUUAAACCUUUAACAAAUAACAUUUUGUGGUCAUUAAAACCUGUUUCUCAAAUCUA